AUGUAUGGACUUACGACUCUGGCCAACUUCUCCCAACCUCACUUGUCACCACCACCCUCACCAUCUGGGUCCCACCUUGUGCUGUCUAGCGCAUACCAGGACCCAGUUCAUAUCCCACUCCCGGAUUCACCAGACAGAGACCUUUGCAACCCUUUGAUGAUUGCCGAAUCUCAUGGAUACAUGCCUGCUAUCAAAGCUGGCGGCGCGCAUCACAAGACUGUGACCAAAGCUACCAAAGGCAAGGGUAAGGAUAAGGAGAAUACUAACAUGAAUGGAGGUGACUGCCCUCAAAAGCAUGCACGUGCCCUCGAGGAUGAUGAAGAUGAUCCGAGGGCCAAACGUGGCCGCCCACACAGUUCCAACAAUUACAGCUCAGCGGACGUCAAGGCCCUCCUGGACUUUGUCGAAGACGAGCUGCCUCUGGGCCAGAAAGGGUGGCAAGCGAUCCACUUGAAGUUCACGCAGUGGGCAAGCCGCAACGAACACCCUCACCGUAAAGCCCAGUCACUCGAAACCAAAUUCAAACAAUUCGUGAAGACUAUGAAGCCCACUGGUGACGGAGUGUGUCCUCCUGAUGUGACUCGAGCCCAUGAGCUUGAUGCGCGCAUCAACGAGCGUGCUGGCACACACGAUCUCAACAACUCGGACUAUGACACCUAG
Messenger RNA from Suillus subalutaceus, 660 nucleotides. RefSeq lists its product as uncharacterized. Bases 1 to 660 code for a protein of 219 amino acids. Lineage: Eukaryota; Fungi; Basidiomycota; Agaricomycetes; Boletales; Suillaceae. The transcript has 2 exons. The record is from RefSeq and is a predicted model, not a curated record.